Molecule: messenger RNA, 1990 nt
Organism: Elgaria multicarinata webbii
Lineage: Eukaryota; Metazoa; Chordata; Lepidosauria; Squamata; Anguidae
Gene: SLCO4C1
Product: solute carrier organic anion transporter family member 4C1
Exons: 13
Coding region: 5-1990 (661 amino acids)
Biological process (GO): sodium-independent organic anion transport; transmembrane transport
Cellular component (GO): plasma membrane
Molecular function (GO): protein binding
Source: RefSeq, a predicted model, not a curated record
UGCCAUGAAGAAAGUCGGCGUGGACAAUCCGGCUUUCGAGCUCCCCAGCCCGGAACGCGUGGACCCGCAGGGGGCCGCCCGGAAGCCCACCGUCGACCCCUCGCCCAGUUUUGAACCCGGCGAGGAGCUCUGCGGGUUCGGCAGGUUCAGGCCCCCUGCCCUGCAGGUCUGCAACAGCGCCAAAGGCUACCUGGUCUUCUACAGCCUGCUCUCCAUCUUCCAAGGCAUUGUGGUGAAUGGAUUAAUAAAUGUGAACAUUUCCACUAUUGAGAAGCGUUUUGAUCUGAACAGUUCUCUCACUGGCGUAAUCUCCGCUGGCUAUGACAUUUCAUUCUCUGUGUUAUGCCUUUUUAUCUCCUUCUAUGGCGAAAGAGGGCACAAACCAAGAUGGCUGGCCUUUGCCUCUUUCCUGAUAGCAGUAGGAUCACUUGUAUUUUCCUUGCCACAUUUUACUAGUGGGGUAUAUACAUAUGGAGAAAGAUUGGAAGACACCUGUCCGGUACCUGCUUCUGCAACCUAUAAUGCCACAUGCACUGCUGGCUCAAGAUCUAAACUCUCCAACUACUUCUAUGUCUUCAUGCUGGGACAGCUGCUCUUGGGAGCUGGUGGGACUCCACUUUACACACUGGGAACAACUUUUAUUGAUGACAGUGUCCCCAAACACAAAGCUUCAGUCUACAUUGGAAUUGGUUACGCCAUGUCAUUGAUGGGUCCUGCUAUUGGCUAUGUAUUAGGAGGACAGUUGCUUAAAAUCUAUGUUGAUUUCAAUCGUCAAGUAAGAAUAGACAUCACUCCAGAAGAUCCACGUUGGGUUGGAGCUUGGUGGGUAGCCUUUGUUGUAUGCGGUUUCUCUACAUGCCUUUUGGUCGCACCGUUUUCAUAUUUCCCAAGGCAAUUGCCAGGUACAAGAAAAAUACGAGCUGAAAAGAUUUCUGAAGCACAUCAUACUGGAAAUGUCAUAACUGAUGAAUAUGCUGGGAGAAGUAUUAAAGACUUUGUCCUGACUCUCUGGAUGCUGCUGAGGAACCCUGUGUUGCUGUGUCUGGUAAUAGCUGCUGGAUUAGAAGCUUUAGUUGCCACUGGUUUUGCAACUUUCCUGCCCAAAUUUAUAGAAAACCAGUUUGGAUUUACAUCUAGUUAUUCAGCUACAUUAGGGGGAGUUGUGUUAGUCCCGGGAGCAGCUAUAGGCCAAAUCAUAAGUGGUACCUUAAUUUCAAAGCAACAAAUGCAUUGCAAAAGUAUACUGAAGUUUAUUAUCUUUACCUGUUCAGUGGCAUUUGUAUUAAAUAUGGUGUUUAUAUUUGCUAAAUGUGGGAAUGAGCCAUUUGCUGGUGUCUCUGAAACAUAUAACGGGACAGGCUUUAUAUCAAACUUAAAUGCACCCUGCAAUGCACACUGCAGAUGCAUGCCUUCAGAGUUUUUACCAAUUUGUGGUGCAGAUGAAGUCCAGUAUUUUUCUCCAUGUUAUGCAGGAUGUACCUCUGUGUCUGUUCACAAGCAUUCGAAGGUCUACAGCAACUGUUCCUGCAUUGUGAAUCCCCAAAUAGUUAUAGAAAAUACCGUCAAUGGGGCCAAGUCCGGGAAGUGUAAAUCAAAGUGUACAGUCCUGCCGUGGUUCCUUUCCUUCUUCUUCUUAACUGUUGUUUUUACUUUUAUGGCUGUUACACCAACAACUGUAGCCAUUCUCAGGUGCGUUCCAGAAAGACAUAGAUCAUUUGCUAUGGGUGUUCACAUGCUGUUUCUACGAAUUGUAGGCAGUAUACCUGGACCGAUCCUGUUUGGUGUCUCAAUAGAUCAUAGCUGUAGUCUGUGGUCUGUAAAUAAAUGUGGAAUUGCAGGAGCAUGUUGGACCUAUAACAACACCAAAAUGGCCUAUUUGUUAAUGGGUAUAAGCGCAUGUUCCAAAGCUGUUUCCAUAGUGUUUUUUGUUAUAGCAUUUAUCUUAUACAAGCCUCCACCAAGCUCGACUACAUGUUCACUACAGCUUUAA